AUGAAGGUCUUCACUAUCACAGCUAUUUCCUCUCUUCUCACCCUCACCGCCGCCUUGUCUCCGCCAUACGAACCCAUCUGCGAGACCUGCGUCUACACACCUAAUGAGAACAAGUGCGACAUCACUACGUCGUGCACGUAUGUUUGGGGCCACGACAACCCACAUACACCUGGCCCAUACUACUGCGCUUGCCGCCACGGUUACCGUGCGACUGGGUAUGAGGCCAACAACAUGGAGGUGCAGUGGCGUCUGCCAUGGUAUGGCACGCCGAGCGGCGAUCCGAGCCAGGAGGGGAGGGUGUUUGUGAAGCCGGGUGUUGAAUGUAAUACACUCUGUGAUGACUGGUAUCUCGGAAAGGAUGGGUGCAAGGCCGUGCAGGAGAAGAAGUGGUGCAUGUAG
Molecule: messenger RNA, 399 nt
Organism: Alternaria arborescens
Lineage: Eukaryota; Fungi; Ascomycota; Dothideomycetes; Pleosporales; Pleosporaceae
Exons: 2
Coding region: 1-399 (132 amino acids)
Source: RefSeq, a predicted model, not a curated record